UUCUCACGGCGUUUGUCCUCAGAGGCCGCGGCGGGGCCGGCGCCGCCAUGGGGGAGCUGUUCCGCAGCGAGGAGAUGACCCUGGCCCAGCUUUUCCUGCAGUCCGAGGCCGCGUACUGCUGUGUCAGCGAGCUGGGCGAGCUGGGCAAGGUCCAGUUCCGCGAUCUGAACCCGGACGUGAACGUGUUCCAGCGCAAGUUCGUCAAUGAAGUCCGGAGGUGUGAGGAGAUGGAUCGAAAGCUCCGGUUUGUUGAGAAGGAGAUUAAAAAAGCAAAUAUUCCUAUCAUGGACACUGGUGAAAACCCAGAGGUGCCUUUUCCACGUGACAUGAUCGACUUGGAGGCAAACUUUGAAAAAAUUGAAAAUGAGCUUAAAGAAAUCAACACGAACCAGGAGGCGCUGAAGAGAAACUUCUUGGAGCUGACAGAGUUAAAAUUCAUCCUGCGUAAAACCCAGCAGUUCUUUGAUGAGGCUGAAUUGCAUCAUCAGCAGAUGGCGGAUCCAGACCUGUUGGAGGAAUCCUCGUCGCUCCUGGAACCAAGCGAGAUGGGAAGAGGUGCCCCGCUACGACUUGGGUUUGUGGCCGGUGUGAUCAACCGGGAGCGGAUCCCCACCUUCGAGCGCAUGCUGUGGCGAGUGUGCCGAGGGAACGUGUUCCUGCGCCAGGCAGAGAUUGAAAACCCCCUGGAGGAUCCAGUGACGGGGGAUUAUGUGCACAAGUCUGUGUUUAUCAUCUUCUUCCAAGGCGACCAGCUGAAGAACAGAGUCAAGAAGAUAUGUGAAGGAUUCCGUGCCUCCCUCUACCCAUGCCCCGAAACACCCCAGGAACGGAAGGAAAUGGCUUCUGGUGUCAAUACCAGAAUUGAUGAUCUUCAGAUGGUGCUGAACCAAACGGAGGAUCAUCGGCAGCGGGUCCUGCAGGCAGCUGCCAAAACCAUCCGCGUGUGGUUCAUCAAGGUGCGCAAGAUGAAGGCCAUCUACCACACCCUGAACCUCUGCAACAUCGAUGUCACGCAGAAGUGCCUCAUUGCUGAAGUCUGGUGCCCUGUGGCUGACCUCGAUUCCAUCCAGUUUGCUCUCAGGAGAGGCACUGAGCACAGUGGAUCCACUGUCCCAUCCAUUCUAAACAGGAUGCAAACCAAUCAGACCCCACCAACAUACAACAAAACUAACAAGUUUACUUGUGGCUUUCAAAACAUUGUUGAUGCUUACGGCAUUGGGACGUAUCGGGAAAUAAAUCCAGCACCCUAUACGAUCAUUACCUUCCCCUUUCUGUUUGCUGUGAUGUUUGGAGAUUUUGGCCAUGGAAUCCUGAUGACUCUGAUUGCUGUUUGGAUGGUGCUUAGGGAAAGUCGGAUUCUCUCACAGAAGAGUGACAAUGAGAUGUUCAACAUGGUUUUUAGUGGCCGAUACAUCAUCCUGCUGAUGGGGCUGUUCUCCACCUACACCGGCCUCAUCUACAACGACUGUUUCUCCAAGUCCCUGAAUUUCUUUGGCUCAUCGUGGAGCGUCCGGCCCAUGUUCAUAAAAGGCAACUGGUCAGAUGCCUUGCUAGAGACCACUCCUCUGCUGCAGCUGAACCCUGCCGUUCCCGGCGUGUUUGGUGGCCCCUACCCCUUCGGCAUUGACCCGAUUUGGAAUAUUGCCAGCAAUAAGCUGGCUUUCCUCAACUCCUUCAAGAUGAAAAUGUCUGUGAUUCUUGGCAUUAUCCACAUGCUCUUUGGCGUCACACUGAGUCUUCUCAACCACAUCUAUUUUAAGAAGCCACUGAACAUAUACCUGGGAUUUAUUCCAGAGAUGAUUUUCAUGUCGUCACUCUUUGGAUACCUCGUUAUUCUCAUUUUCUACAAGUGGACAGCCUACGAUGCUCACACCUCCAAGGAUGCACCAAGCCUUUUAAUACACUUUAUCAACAUGUUUCUCUUCUCCUAUAGUGACACCAGUAAUAAGAUGCUUUAUAAGGGGCAGCAAGGCCUCCAGUGUUUCCUUGUGGUGGUGGCGUUACUGUGUGUGCCCUGGAUGCUGGUAGCUAAACCCCUGGUCCUUCGCCAUCAGUAUUUAAGGAGAAAGCACUUGGAAGGGCAGCCCGUGGAGGCCCAGGUCAGCCCAGUCCCGAACGAGCAGGCACUAGAGGCAGCAGCGGCUGCAACAGGGACACACAACUUCGGUGGGAUCCGGGUGGGCAACGGCCCGACUGAGGAGGAUGCUGAGAUCAUUCAACAUGACCAGUUAUCUACCCAUUCCGAGGAGGGGGAGGAGUUUGACUUUGGGGACACCGUGGUGUACCAGGCCAUCCACACCAUCGAGUACUGCCUGGGGUGCAUUUCAAACACUGCAUCCUACCUGCGGCUCUGGGCUCUCAGCUUGGCCCAUGCACAGCUCUCGGAGGUGCUCUGGACCAUGGUGAUCCACACUGGCCUCAGCGUGAGGAGCCUGGGGGGAGGCCUGGGCCUCUUCUUCAUCUUCGCUGCUUUCGCUACCCUGACGGUGGCCAUUCUGCUGGUCAUGGAGGGGCUCUCUGCUUUCCUCCAUGCUCUUCGCUUGCACUGGAUUGAGUUCCAGAACAAGUUCUACACUGGCACUGGAUUCAAGUUCCUCCCCUUCUCCUUCGAUACCAUCCGCGAGGGGAGGUUUGACGAUUAAGUGACCCCCCUUCAGCAGUGCUCCUCGUGGCCCGUGUGUCCCAGUUGCAUGUAACCCUCCUAUAGUGAACGUAACUUAUUGCAGCACCCCAGAGCUUUGUCUCCGGGGUAGUGAGUGACACUGGAUCA
This is a messenger RNA of Neopsephotus bourkii (Bourke's parrot), 2770 nucleotides long. RefSeq names its product ATPase H+ transporting V0 subunit a1 (gene ATP6V0A1). Lineage: Eukaryota; Metazoa; Chordata; Aves; Psittaciformes; Psittacidae. Gene Ontology annotation, biological process: proton transmembrane transport; vacuolar acidification. The coding region runs from base 48 to 2642 and encodes 864 amino acids. The transcript is spliced from 21 exons. The record is from RefSeq and is a predicted model, not a curated record. Gene Ontology annotation, molecular function: ATPase binding; proton-transporting ATPase activity, rotational mechanism. Gene Ontology annotation, cellular component: vacuolar proton-transporting V-type ATPase, V0 domain; vacuolar proton-transporting V-type ATPase complex; plasma membrane.